AAAGUUUGCCUUGCAAUCCCCCUGCCUUCCUCUCCUUUCUCCCGAUCAAUGCAUAUUUGCAAAAGGAUUAAGCCACAGAUUUAAGCGCCGGGAGCCCAUUUCUGCCUUGCAAAGGAGAUCGGACUGAAAAACCAAAAGCCAGCUCUGAUUUCUUUUCGCCAAGUGGGAAGGUGGUUUAUUUUUCUUGCUUUUUGGAGUCAACACCCUUCCCCACCAGACCUUAUCCCCACCCUCACCCCGCAACCCCUUCACGCCCCCUCCCCCUCCCCUCUCCCCAUCCUCCCACCAUCCUCUAAAGAGGCAAAGGGAUUUUUUUUUUCUUUUGGUCUUCUUUUUUUCCCCCUUCCCUGUUUAUCCUGAAAAGGAUUUGAAGACAAGCUUGAAGGAUAAAAAGCCUUGGUGCUUCCCAGGAGCCGAGCCGAGGAGCAGAAGAGGAAGAGCCGGGGGCUGCCGUAGCCUUUGGAGAUGGACGAGCAGCCCAGGCUGAUGCAUUCCCAUGCUGGGGUCGGGAUGGCUGGACACCCCGGCCUGUCCCAGCACUUACAGGAUGGGGCCGGAGGGACCGAGGGGGAGGGCGGGAGGAAGCAGGACAUUGGAGACAUUUUACAGCAAAUUAUGACCAUCACAGACCAGAGUUUGGAUGAGGCGCAGGCCAGAAAACAUGCUUUAAACUGCCACAGAAUGAAGCCUGCCUUGUUUAAUGUGUUGUGUGAAAUCAAAGAAAAAACAGUUUUGAGUAUCCGAGGAGCCCAGGAAGAGGAGCCCACUGACCCCCAGCUGAUGCGCCUGGACAACAUGCUGUUAGCGGAAGGGGUGGCGGGCCCCGAGAAGGGCGGAGGGUCGGCUGCGGCCGCGGCGGCAGCGGCGGCUUCCGGAGGAGCAGGUUCCGACAACUCCGUGGAGCAUUCCGAUUACAGAGCCAAACUCUCCCAGAUCAGACAGAUCUACCACACAGAGCUGGAGAAAUACGAGCAGGCAUGCAACGAGUUCACCACUCACGUGAUGAAUCUGCUGCGGGAGCAGAGCCGGACCCGGCCCAUCUCCCCGAAGGAGAUCGAGCGGAUGGUGAGCAUCAUCCACCGCAAGUUCAGCUCCAUCCAGAUGCAGCUCAAGCAGAGCACGUGCGAGGCCGUCAUGAUCCUGCGUUCCCGGUUUCUGGACGCACGGCGGAAGAGACGGAAUUUCAACAAGCAAGCGACAGAAAUCCUGAAUGAAUAUUUCUAUUCCCAUCUCAGCAACCCUUACCCCAGUGAGGAAGCCAAAGAGGAGUUAGCCAAGAAGUGUGGCAUCACAGUCUCCCAGGUAUCAAACUGGUUUGGAAAUAAACGAAUUCGGUACAAGAAGAACAUAGGUAAAUUUCAAGAGGAAGCCAAUAUUUAUGCUGCCAAAACGGCUGUCACUGCCACCAAUGUGUCAGCCCAUGGAAGCCAAGCUAACUCACCCUCAACUCCCAACUCAGCUGGUGGAUACCCUUCGCCAUGUUAUCAGCCAGACAGGAGGAUACAGUGACGGACUCGCAGCCAGUCAGAUGUACAGUCCGCAGGGCAUCAGUGCUAAUGGAGGUUGGCAGGAUGCUACUACCCCUUCAUCAGUGACCUCCCCUACAGAAGGCCCUGGCAGUGUUCACUCUGAUACCUCCAACUGAUCUCCCAGCAAUCGCAUCCCGGCUGACCCUGUGCCCCAGGUGGGGCAGGGGCAGGAGGGAGGGUUUCUCUCCCAACGCUGAAGCGGUCAGACUGGAGGUCGAAGCAAUCAGCAAACACAAUAAGAGUCUCCUUCUCUUCUCUUCCUUGGGAUGCUAUUUCAGCCAAUCUGGACACUUCUUUAUACUCUCUUCCCUUUUUUUUUUUUUUUUUUUCUGGGUAGAAGCCACCCCUCCCUGCCUCCAGCUGUCAGCCUGGUCCCUGUUCAUCUUCCCUGGCCCUUUGCCUUUGUCCUAGACUCCCGGGGCCCCUGUCCUCUAUGACAUCACUGAAGGAUAUUUUCAACAAUUAGAGAAAUUUAAAGAGGAAAAAAAAUGACGAAGAAAAUAAUAAACGUGUUUGUAUGUUUUCA
This is a messenger RNA of Otolemur garnettii (small-eared galago), 2055 nucleotides long. RefSeq names its product PBX homeobox 1 (gene PBX1). Gene Ontology annotation, biological process: embryonic organ development; animal organ morphogenesis; regulation of transcription by RNA polymerase II. The transcript is spliced from 8 exons. Gene Ontology annotation, cellular component: nucleus. Gene Ontology annotation, molecular function: RNA polymerase II cis-regulatory region sequence-specific DNA binding; DNA-binding transcription factor activity, RNA polymerase II-specific. The record is from RefSeq and is a predicted model, not a curated record. Lineage: Eukaryota; Metazoa; Chordata; Mammalia; Primates; Galagidae. Bases 466 to 1509 code for a protein of 347 amino acids.